ACAAAAAUUAACGCAAUAGCGACUAACCCGUGUACCACUGAUUCAAGGCAGUUAGGGCUUCAAAAUCCCCGCCUUUUUCUUUUUCUAUUUUACUUCGCACUCUGCUUUCAUCAAUGGCCACAAAAGAAGAUGAAGAAAAACCAGAGACACCAAUUCCUUCAAAGCCAAGUCCAAACUCCAAGGACAUUGUGUCCCAGCCCAAGCAAAACGAUGUCUCUCCGCCUUCUAAGUUGUCGUUGAGUCCCAAAGAGUUAAUAGUCUCAGCCGCCGCCAACAUCUCCUCUCAUCCUCUCCCAACCAACGAUCCCAACGUUUGGGGCGUUCUCACCGCUAUUUCUAACAAUGCCCGCAAACGCCAGCAGGGUAUGAACAUGCUUUUGACUGCGGAUGAGCACUGCAUUGGUCGAUCAGUAAAGGAAACAAGUUUCCGAAUUGAUUCAAAUUCCGUUAGCGCGGUACAUUGCAAAAUAUAUAGGAAGAGAGUGACCAAUGAAGAUACACAGCAGUCCCCCAACUGUUAUACAUCCGUUUUCUUGAAAGAUACAAGCACAAAUGGGACCUAUCUUAAUUGGGAGAGAUUGAGAAAGAAUAGUCCUGAAUUUAAAGUCCAACACGGAGACAUCAUUUCAUUUUCUGCCCCUCCACAACAUGAACUUGCUUUUGCGUUUGUAUAUCGAGAAGUUCUUACCUCUAUUCACUCAGCAGAAGGUGCAUGUGCAAAAAGAAAAGCUGAUUGUGCAGAUGAGCUUACCUGUGAAAACAAAAGAUUAAAAGGUAUUGGCAUUGGUGCUCCUGAGGGUCCUAUAUCUCUUGAUGAUUUUCGGAGUCUUCAGCGGUCAAACAGGGAACUGAGAAAGCAGUUGGAAGAUCAGGUGCUUACAAUAGAUACAUUGCAUAAUGAGAAUCGUGCAACCGUUGAGCGUCAUGAAAAUGAAAUCAAAGAGGUAAAAGAAUCAGUUGCGACGUCGUACCUUGAUCAGAUCAAAGAAUUGCAAAUUUUGUUAGAUGGUAAGCAAAAGGAGCUUGUAGAGGUCAAUCGGAUAUCAGCUGAACAAAAGCAUGCUAUAGAAGACCUUAAUGAAAGACUUAGUGCUUCCCUGCAGUCAUGUACUGAAGCAAACGAAAGGAUGAAGAGUCAGAAGGCAUCUAUAGCUGAACUUAAGGUUCAGUUAGAUGAAGAGCGGGACCAGAGACGAGAAGAACGAGAAAAAGCUACUGCUGAUUUAAAAGCAGCGGUGCAAAGAGCUCAGUUUGAGGCUCAAGAGGAACUGCAACGACUAUCAGAUGUUUAUUUAAAACGAGAAACAGAGAAAAAGGAAGUAAUUAAUAAGCUUGAGGAAUCACUGAGAAAAAGCUCAGCACAAGUGGAAGAUCUGGUGUCCAAACUGGAAGACACUAGGCAGAAAUUGGUCGAUUCUGAUAAUAAAGUUCGCCAACUAGAAACCCAAGUUUGCGAAGAACAAAAGACCUCUGCAAAUACAAGAAAAAAAGUGGAAGAACUUGAACAUGAAAUAAAAGGAUUGAGGAAAGAACUUGAGACUGAAAAGCAGGCAGCCCGAGAAGAAGCAUGGGCUAAAGUUUCGGCCCUUGAGCUUGAAAUAAAUGCUACAAUGCGAGAUCUUGAUUAUGAGAGGAGGAGGCUAAAAGGUGCCAGGGAAAGAAUUAUGCUUCGAGAAACACAGCUACGAGCAUUUUAUUCUACAACUGAGGAAAUCUCCAUACUGUUUGCAAAGCAGCAAGAACAACUGAAGGCAAUGCAGAGAACUCUGGAAGAUGAGGAAAAUUAUGAGAACACAUCGGUUGAUAUUGACCUUAAUGUACCGUACCAGAACGUAAAUGGAACCAGAGUUAGAGAAAAGGCUCUUACUGGCCAUCAUGAAAAUAGUACCAUGAGGGAAGGCUCCACUGCUUCAGCUCAGAGGGUUAAUAUUUCUAGUGAUGAGGCCAGUGUUACUGAGAAGCAUGACUGCGGUAUGAGAAGUCAAGAUGUUGGCGAAAAUACACAGGAGGCAGAAUUUACAAGUGCUGAUCGUUCUGUUAAAGGCAUCUUUGGUUUUUACGUUGAUGGUGUUGGUACAACACGUAUUCUGGAAGGAGAUCCCAUUGGUACUGAACAUGUUCUUGAAACUGAAAGCUUGGGAAUUGAGGUUGAACCGAAUAUUGAUUUGAACAGGUGUGGAACUUUAGGUGGAGAUACAAUGCAGUUUGAUUAUGAAACUAAUGCACAUGAAAGUGAUGAACGGGUUCAAACAACUUGCCUAGAUACUUCAGUACAAUCUCAGUUGAAUAAACCACACGAGACUCAAAAAUGCACAGAAGACAAAGAAGCUGGAGGCACAAUCAGGACAACGGACCUUUUAGUUUCAGAAGGUUUUGAGAGUCAGGCCAACGGUACUAAUCCUUCUGUCCAUGGAGAAAAUGUCUUACCUAAAACUAGAGACAAUGAUAAGAAUCGUGCUAUGGUAGGUGAGAAUCAAAGUAGAUCAUCUUCCGAGGCUACUACUUCCAUGCGUAAUGAUGAACGUCAAGCAUUGAGUGAGAUGAUUGGAAUUGUUGCUCCUGAUUUGAAAGAGCAAUUUGUGGGUGCUGCUACUUCUGACUCAGGUACUGAAGAUUGUGCUGACAGCGAGGAUGGUGAUCAUAAUAACUACAGAGUAGCUGCUAAGUCUGGAUCAAUAUCAGAUGCAGAAACAGAGGGAAGUGACCAGGCUGAUAUGGAUCAAAAGCAUAAUGAUAAAAUGGAUGACGAUGAUGAAACUACAAGUGAAGAUUCCGUUGGGUAGCAGGCAUGCCCUUAUCGUGUGAAACCUUGUUCAUCUCCUUUUCAGUUUCCAGUUCACAUGCAUUCAAUUUCUUGUACAUUAUUUUACGCUUAAAGAUGCAUACCAAAAGUGCGUACAUUGAUCAACUCAAUUCCUAAUAAUUAAAGAUUUAAUAGUUAUGCA
Molecule: messenger RNA, 2945 nt
Organism: Gossypium raimondii (Peruvian cotton)
Lineage: Eukaryota; Viridiplantae; Streptophyta; Magnoliopsida; Malvales; Malvaceae
Product: putative WEB family protein At1g65010, chloroplastic
Exons: 13
Coding region: 114-2783 (889 amino acids)
Molecular function (GO): protein binding
Source: RefSeq, a predicted model, not a curated record